Molecule: messenger RNA, 1041 nt
Organism: Arachis ipaensis
Lineage: Eukaryota; Viridiplantae; Streptophyta; Magnoliopsida; Fabales; Fabaceae
Source: RefSeq, a predicted model, not a curated record
AUGUCCGGUGUCGGAGGUCUUAUGGGACCCUCUCAUGAGCAUCAACCUACAGUAGAAGAACAAGACCAACUUAAGAGAAGCAUUAAAAAGGUAAGAAAAGAUGGAGAAGGUUUCACUGGUACUCAACUUCUCCUACCGAGAGAUGAGGAAUGGAUGCGAGACAGCAUAAAAGUAGAGGAAAAUUUUAAAGCUGAAAAAUCUUUUGCCCAGAUGGUAAGAGGUGGACCCACUAAAGACCAAAUGGAAGAAGACAUCGUUGAACUUGGUAAAGAAGGAAACAUAAGCAGUGAAGAUGACAAAGAAGAGAAAGAGCAUCGGGGAGAAGAAACUGACACUUGCAACACAGAGAACAUAAGAGUAGAAAAGACAAAAGAGGGCCUUUAUAAUAUCGUCAUUAGCAAUGCUAUUGAGAGAGAUCUUUGGAAACCAUGGUUGAAUACCUUAAUAGCGAAGUUGAUGGGUAGAAGGGUGGGAUAUGCUGCUAUCAAAAGAAGGUUAGAGACCAUGUGGAGCAAAACUGUAGACGUUAUCGACUUAAGUAACGAUUUUUAUCUAGUCAAAUUCUAUGCUAGUGAGGAUUUUGACUUUGCCCUCAUGGAUGGGCCUUGGAAGGUUUAUGACCACUACCUAACAGUCAGACUGUGGGAGCCAAAUUUUAAUCCACUAAGAGCUACAAUUGACAAAAUCACAGCAUGGGUGAGGUUACCGGAUUUGCCGAUUGAGCUUUAUGACAGAACCAUAUUGAGGAGAAUAGGUAAUCUUAUUGGAAGAAUGGUGAAGGUUGACAAUAACACAGCCAAUCUAUGUAGAGAAAAAUUUGCCCGACUAUGUGUAGAGGUAGAUCUCACCAAACCUUUGAUGGGAAAGUAUUUGUUUAAUGGAGAAGAGUACCAUGUGGAGUAUGAAGGAAUCCACCAAAUCUGUUUUUCAUGUGGAAGAAUAGACCAUGAUCAACAGCAUUGCAAUAUAAGAAAAGAGAAAGAGGUGGCAGCAAGAGUAGAAAAUAGCGAACAAAGCACAUACGAAAACGAAGAAAAUUAG